AUGGGUUGCGAUAUGGACUCAAGCACAUUAUCCUCUCGAAUAGCAACUCUAGUCCACGAGCAUUUCGAUGCCUUGCCCCCGCGCAGCAAACCAACCAUCCACCCCGAUGGAUCGCGAGAAUGGAUCCCGAUGACGGGAAUCGUCGUCGUAAAGGGAGAAAACACACAAUCAGAAAACCUAACCUGUGUGGCUGUCACAACCGGCGCGAAAUGCCUAUCCGCUUCUCAAAUCCCACAAUGCAGGGGCCUGGUGCUUCAUGACUGCCACGCAGAGAUACUAGCUAUCCGCGCAUUCAAUUACUGGCUGCUAAAUGAAUGUCGUGGUGUGUUGGGUCAGCUGCCAUCGCCAUACGUCCGCCGUCGCCAACACCAAGAUGUGGAUAAUGAAUGGCCACCUUUAGAACUCUACCCCGAUAUUAAAAUCUAUAUGUAUUGCACCUGCGCUCCCUGCGGCGACGCAAGUAUGGAGCUUUGUAUGGCGGCGCAGGAGGAUCCCACGCCAUGGGAGCUGCCACCAGCACCAGCACCAGCAACUACACUAGCCUCAGCAUCAACCAACACAGCCAAUACCACCGAUACAACAACACAAGAUGCCCUCAUCGGCCGCGCCCACUUUCAACUCCUAGGCGUCGUCCGCCGCAAACCCGCACGCACAGACGCAGAGUCCACACGCAGCAAAUCAUGCUCUGAUAAACUAGCGCUGCGGCAGGUCUCCUCUUUACUAUGCCAUGAGACGAGUUUGCUGAUUGCGCCGACGGCGAAUGUCUACCUGGCUGGUAUUAUAUUGCCAGAGGAGGAGAUUAGUCGGGUUGCGUGUGAUAGGGCUUUUGGGGCGGGUGGGAGGAUGGAGGCCCUCUGUGGGCGGGGGUGGCCUGUUACUACUCAUCGAGAAGAGGAUGGCUCGGGGUAUGGAUAUCGUUUCCAACCGUUCCGGAUUCUUUCUAUUCCCAGUGGCCAAAUCGACCGUCUCUACCCCUUCCGCAAACCACCACCCUGUCCAUCAGAUGAUAAGCCAAGCAAACCAAAAACAAAACCAGGCAACGUAUCAGCUAUCUGGACAAUUGCGCCAUCACACGCCUCUCCAUUGCCAGAUCAUAACCCCAAGUCAUUGCCGAAGUUACGCGGUUCGAACACGGGGCUUUACGAGACGGUGAUUAAUGGCGUGAAGCAGGGGAAUCGGGCGUCGGCGCCGUUGGCGAGGGGGGCGAGUGCGUUGUGCAGGGCGAGGUUGUGGGGGGUCGUUAGGGAUGUUGUUGGGGCGGAUAGCUGUGAAGAACAUGAUAUGUGGAAGGGUGUGCUUGGGGCGUCGGCUUAUGAUGAGUUCAAGGGUGUACCGGAGUAUGUUGGAGGGGCUGUAAAAGCGAGAGGACAGGCUAUUAGAGAUGCCAGGGAGGUUUUGAAAGGGUGGGUUCCUAAUACUGGAGAUGAGGAAUGGGGAUUGGAUGUUUUGACUGAUCCGAAGAAGCAGAAGCGUUCGCAUUAAGAUACAUAGAUUAUGAAUUAUAUUAACGACAAAGAUUAAACCAAGUAUUAAUGGCACAACUUUUGUCUCCUGGCAGACAGCUGAACUGAAACCCAUAGACAAGAACUGAAAAGACCCUAUCCCAUACCCGUUGACUAGUAGAUACCCGGGACGAUCCGACUGCGAACCAACGACGUAUACCG
Messenger RNA from Aspergillus glaucus CBS 516.65, 1664 nucleotides. Its product is annotated as tRNA-specific adenosine deaminase. Bases 1 to 1482 code for a protein of 493 amino acids. The transcript has 4 exons. Gene Ontology annotation, molecular function: tRNA-specific adenosine-37 deaminase activity; RNA binding. Gene Ontology annotation, biological process: tRNA wobble adenosine to inosine editing. The record is from RefSeq and is a predicted model, not a curated record. NCBI's taxonomy places the organism in Eukaryota, Fungi, Ascomycota, Eurotiomycetes, Eurotiales, Aspergillaceae.